AUGGUCUUCUCUAUCCCAUCCUACAUCGGCGUAGGCGAUCGGUACAAGAAACCCAUUGAUGCCCGCGCGCAAGGCGCCACGUUCCUCGUCUCGCGCCCUAAGACGGGCACGAACCCCGACGCGCUCUUCGAUAAGGAGCUCCACCACUUCUGGAAUGGCGAGCGCGGCGGUGAUCUCGAAAUGGUGCGCCGCCGCCAGCAACUGGAAAGCUCCAAGAGGAACUUGACCCCGAACGGGUUUCUCUACUCCAGUCCUACGCCGGAGCCGGCCGGUCUCGGCUCGUACUUUGGGUGCUUCCAAUCAACUCCAUAUUCACACAUGCCAGAGCACCCAAGGGCGCACGAGCAGGCCAUCGAGAGGCGUGAGCUGCCGCCGCGUGGCGUGUACACAUCACCGGCGAAGAAGGGCACCGGCUACGGCUACGCCCACAUCACGCUGUCCGACGUAGGGAGCGACUACAUCGCCACCAUCUACGAGCAGCAGCGCAUCAACGCACGUCGCGAGCGGGAGGAGUGGGUGAAGAAGAUGCCAGCAGAGCCGUUCCAUCCCGCUGGCCGCGAGGGGUUCACCUUUGACGAGAGCCCCGCGACAGGGACGUCUCGCUGCUACAUUAUGACAACUCCUUUCCGGGAGAAGCGGCCCGAGAAGGUCUUUACCCACUUCCGCAUCGACCAGCCGUGGCGCCCUGCCGGCUACGUUGAGGACAGACCCACCGCGAUGGAGUACUGGGAGGACCCAUACCGCGGCUAUGACCCCCGCAAGGAACCGAAGGAGUACGUCAAGAAGCCCUCUGAUGCUAGCUUUGUGCCAAGCUCGCGCAACGACAACUUCUGGUACACGCAGAGCAUUGUGUUCAAGCGUGUUUGA
This is a messenger RNA of Leishmania braziliensis MHOM/BR/75/M2904, 867 nucleotides long. RefSeq lists its product as hypothetical. Bases 1 to 867 code for a protein of 288 amino acids. NCBI's taxonomy places the organism in Eukaryota, Euglenozoa, Kinetoplastea, Trypanosomatida, Trypanosomatidae. The record is from RefSeq and is a predicted model, not a curated record. The transcript has a single exon.